GAGUCUGCGUUCGUGGAUUAGGGCAUGACGAGACAAAGCCUGUUAUCUUCCCUCGUGACGUCAUCAAGGAUUUAACCGAAGCAACAAGAAGGAACAUUAUAAAGUCUAUGCUGUGAGAUUCCUCGUGAUUUCGACACUGAAUGAGGUGUAAAUAACUAAGAACUAUUUUUUUCUCUCUCUCUCUUUCUUUUUCUUUUUUUGGAAAGGAGAAUUGUUAAGAGGGAAGAGAAUGAGAAGGAAGAAAAAUGAGAGAAAAUAAAAUGUAAUGGAUAUCUGAUCAAUUCAGUGUCGUUCGUGGUGCGUGUGAUAUUUCGUUCAUUGUGGUAUUUAUUUAUAUGUUUUUAUUUCAUCACUUUUAAAUAUCAAAAAGAUGUGAUUUCUUUUUUUUCAUUAGGGAGGGGAAGUUUAAACCAAGCAAGUGAGGAAAAGAGAGAAAGGAAAGAAGGAAGGAAGGAAUAGAUUAAUAAACAGCUUCCCAGAAUUGUAAAAAAAUAUAUAUAUAAGAAAAAGAAAAACAGAAAUAUGAGUUGAUAUUUUUUGGAUGGCCGAACGAACGAUACAACGAACCUAAAUACAUUAAUGCCAAAAUAUUUGUAAAUAUUUGUGUAAAUAUAUAUAAACAAUAGAAACGCAUAUCAUAUUAUAUAUAUAAUAAUAUCUAUCAACAAAAAAACACUUCUAAAAUGCUAGUAACAGGAAUGAUGGAAGCAGACAGAAACAUUUUGCGCUCGUAUCCCCAAGGUCACCAGAAGAACCAGGAAACAGACAGAAGAAAAUAUAAAUCUCACGCAAGCAGCAGACACUUGUCUAUGCGAACGGUCGUGUCUGCCGUCUGCCUGUGCUUCCUUGCGUGGCUGACAACCGUAGAAGGCUGCCGAACAGGGCCAAGAAUACGGUGGCGAACGGACGGGCGUUGCGGUGCCAACUUCCCCCUCCCGAGCAUGGCACCCGCGGAGUGUGAUCCUGACAGUGACCGCCCGUGUUGCAGUGACUAUGGGUAUUGUGGCAACUCGCUCUCGCAUUGCAGCUGCCCGGAUUGCAUCGAUUUUCGAAACGUGAUCAGGGAGCCCAGCUGUUACUACUCCUUCGAGGGGGAGACGGGGGUGCUGGAGUCCCCCAACUUCCCCAACCAGUACCCCCCAGGAAGGGAGUGCUGCUACGACAUCGUCCGCCCUUCCCCCCGCCACUGUGGGGUCAAGCUCACGGUAGAAGCACUGGAUGUCGGGCGAGGGGAAGAGGACGGAUUUUGCCAGAGAGAUUGGCUUAGUCUCCCCUCGUGCGUGCCGGAGAGAGGAACCAGGAUCUGCGGCAACGAAACUGGGCAAGUGUACCACUACCUGUUCCAGCCGGGCGCGGAGGCCAUUCGCUUCGUCUUCCACGCCGGCGAGACGCACGAGGGCAAGCGAGGGUUUAGGAUCAGGUAUGAGGUAAUGACCACGUGCCCGGGGCCAUACCAGACGCAGAAUCCCCCAAUCUCUACAAUACCAGGCACGUCGGGGGCACCGUGCUACACCCGCAUCACGGACUCGCGGGGGACAAUCAACACGCCCUAUUACCCAAAGAAAUAUCCCGAGAGUCUGGACUGUGUCUACGAGUUUAUCAGAUCGGGCGAAGAAGUCUGCGGGAUCAAGAUGCAGACGGUGAACUUCGAGAUGGAGAACCCCGUCAUGACCUUCUUCGGCGGCGCCUGCACGGACUUCCUGCACCUGCCGUCGUGUGGGUUCCUCUGCGGCAAAAUCAACUUCUCCUGGGUGGCCGAGUACCAGCCCGGCGCCACGAGUCUCAAGUUCCAUUUCCACUCGGACGAAACCACGGGCUACCUCGGCUUCCUCGUCAGCUUCGAACAAGUGACGCAGUGCUGACAUCGCUGACAAGGUCUUCCCUCCCCCUUUUAUCACCUUCUGCUCUGUGUAUCCAUCCGCUCCUGACGAAGAAGGCCGUCGCUCAUCUCGUGCUCUGACCUUAUCUGCGUGCGUGACCUUGUCUGAGGUCAGGAAACACGAGGUGGCAUUUCAGGAGGGUUCAACUCAUCCGAUUGUUCGGAUGGCUUUGGCUUCGGCUUUAGAAUGAAAACCUGUGUUUGUGUACACACAUACAUACGCAUACAUGUAUAUACUGUGUGUAUAUCUGUAUGUUAUAUAGACACACACACACACGCACACACACACA
Molecule: messenger RNA, 2169 nt
Organism: Penaeus indicus
Lineage: Eukaryota; Metazoa; Arthropoda; Malacostraca; Decapoda; Penaeidae
Product: cubilin-like
Exons: 8
Coding region: 684-1862 (392 amino acids)
Molecular function (GO): serine-type endopeptidase activity; chitin binding
Source: RefSeq, a predicted model, not a curated record